This is a messenger RNA of Patiria miniata (bat star), 2138 nucleotides long. It is a transcript of the gene mettl14, whose product is annotated as N6-adenosine-methyltransferase non-catalytic subunit-like. The record is from RefSeq and is a predicted model, not a curated record. NCBI's taxonomy places the organism in Eukaryota, Metazoa, Echinodermata, Asteroidea, Valvatida, Asterinidae. Gene Ontology annotation, cellular component: RNA N6-methyladenosine methyltransferase complex; nucleus. The transcript is spliced from 10 exons. Gene Ontology annotation, molecular function: mRNA binding. Bases 79 to 1491 code for a protein of 470 amino acids.
CACACAUCAUUCAGACCUUCGCGGCUUGAUGAUCAUGCUGAUUCUGAUUUGGUCGUUUGUCUGUAAUUUUUCAGGAAAAUGGCGGAGAGGUUGAAGGCGAUAAGGGAGAAAUCAAAACAACGACGAGCCUUGCUCGCACAGACGCUGAAUGUAACUGAUGCCGAUCAACUGAGCAGUGUCCUGAGCAGUAAGGCGGAACUAGAGACGAGAAGCAGCGGUCUUACUGCACCCAAGGAUGAUCAGACUAGCACAAGCACCGUCACAUCGACCACCACAAGCCCUCCAACUAAGCGCAGAGUAGUAGGAGAUACGAAGACAUGGCAGAAGGCGCCAAAUGCUUCUAAAGAAACCUCCGCUAAGGACAACCAGGAGGAAGAUGAAGAUGACAGUCUCGUGGAGAAGGUCUACAAGGAUUCCAGCACAUUCCUAAAGGGAACACAAAGUGCCAAUCCUCACAAUGACUACUGCCAGCAUUUUGUGGACACGGGUCAGCGGCCACAGAACUUCAUCCGGGAUGUGGGACUUGCCGACAGAUUUGAGGAGUAUCCUAAGCUGAAGGAACUCAUCCGCCUGAAAGAUGAGCUGAUAGCACAGACCAACUCACCGCCAAUGUACCGUCACUGCGACCUAGAAACCUUUGACCUAGCGGAGUUGAACCACAAGUUUGACGUCAUACUGGUUGACCCGCCCCUGGAGGAAUACCGUCACCGGCCCGGUGUCAUGACCAACCAAAAAUUCUGGAGUUGGGACGAGAUCAUGCGUCUCGAGAUCCCUGCCAUAGCCGCCCACCGCUCUUUCAUCUUUCUCUGGAUCGGGACACUAGAGGGCCUGGAUAAGGGGCGGCAGUGCCUGGCCGAGUGGGGCUUCAGGAGAUGUGAGGAUAUCUGCUGGAUUAAGACCAAUGCCACGAAGCCUGGCAGCGUCAGUCUGGAGACCAAUGCCAUCCUGCAGAGAACCAAGGAGCAUUGUCUGAUGGGCAUCAAGGGCACGGUGCGACGUUCCACCGACGGUGAUUUCAUCCAUGCAAACAUCGAUCUGGAUGUUAUCAUCACCGAGAACCCAGAGACUGGAUCCCUGGAUAAACCCGAGGAGAUCUUCCACAUCAUUGAGCACUUCUGCUUGGGACGCAGAAGGCUCCAUGUAUUUGGUUCUGAUAGCACUAUUAGACCAGGUUGGCUGUCGAUAGGACCCAAGGUCACCAACAGCAACUUCGUCAGGGAGACCUACGAGGGCUACUUCAACAAGUCAACGACAGACUUUCUCACGGGCUGCAGCGAGGAGAUCGAACGACUCCGCCCCAAAUCCCCACCCCCAAAGAUCAAAGGAGGGGCAGCUGGGCGCGGCGGACAGGGUGGUAGGGGCGGGAGAGGGGGGCCUGGUGGGGCUCAAGGAGGGUGGCAAGGAGGUGGGAGAGGUGGCGGGUUUGGAGGAAGAGGAAGAGGUGGCGGCCCAGGAAAGGGACGGGGUUUCCAAGGCAGGGGCGGUUUUUAAACACUUUUUUAUUCUUGGAAUAUUAGUUCUGAUAUUGAAUAGUAAUGCUGAUAUUGCUGUUGAAUUUGCAGUAACAUUGGAUGUCAUGGUUUCACCUGCUGACUGAGUUGUGAUUGAGUGUCGAUGGAACUGACUACAAUUUCAUUUAACAAUACACAAUUAGACAAAACUAUGGAUGCAUGAACGUACAUGUACCAUGUUUAUGAAAACUCCAUAGUAUUCAUUCCUUUCUGAUGAUUUCACCUGUUGAAGAAACAAAUAUGCACUGAUGGAGUUGGGGAGGUUAGGCUAAUUUUCUUCCAUAGAAAUGUGUACAUUUGUCGAGACUGACGGAAAAACCGUGACCUCGUGCAAACUGCGCUUGUAGUAAUCAUGCUCGACUGUAUAUGUGCAUGUACACUUACAUGAAUAUCAUUUCAGAAAUUCGUCAAGGAAGAAAUUUGGGAUUUAUGAAGUUUGUUCAAUUGAGGUUGACCUUGCUUCCUGAAUACGUUACAUACAAAUUGAAAGUACCAGCUCAAAGGCACCUGACUAUUUUCAGUUAUAACUGCAGCAGGUUUUGUGUGUAAACAAAAACAUUUGCAUUUUGUCUACCAAAUUAUGGAUUAUGGACAUUAAAUAAAAACGAUUUAACAUGUAAGAGCUUC